Molecule: messenger RNA, 1614 nt
Organism: Wickerhamiella sorbophila
Lineage: Eukaryota; Fungi; Ascomycota; Dipodascomycetes; Dipodascales; Trichomonascaceae
Product: Serine/threonine-protein kinase PRR1
Exons: 1
Coding region: 1-1614 (537 amino acids)
Biological process (GO): intracellular signal transduction; protein phosphorylation
Cellular component (GO): cell cortex
Molecular function (GO): protein serine/threonine kinase activity; ATP binding
Source: RefSeq, a predicted model, not a curated record
AUGGCCUCGCGAAGUGCCCCCCCUCCAGAUGACAUUUCGAAGCCUCAUCUAAAGCUACAGACGGCGGCUGAAGCCAUCUAUGGAUCAGCACAGCGUAAUGUGUCUGCGGGAUCAGCCAGCAGCGAUCUAGAUGACUUCAACGAGUUAUCCCAGUUACCUUCCCCUAGACCCGAUGAUGGCCAAAGCGUGUUUGCGGUGUUCUCUGGAGCAGAAGCGCCUAUGGAUGCCAUUGUACGCCAACCCUCAAUGUCAAGACGUGUAGUGCAUGGCGGCAUGGAUCCAAAUAGUCCGCUGAUGUCGCCAACUACCCGUUUUGGCUCCAAUGUUAUUGCUCGGCCCCAGGUUCUUGAUGCACCAAUUAGUUUGCCCAAGCGCACAUCUCCGCGGCCACAUUCGACUUUGCAGCGAGUAAAUUCUGUUAGAUUACAUCGUGAGGUUCGUGUCGAAUCUCGCACAGAAACUCCCCGCGGCUCGCCGGGCCCCGAGCUUCCUGUGGUUCAUGAAGACUUUGUACUGCCUGAUAUGGGUGACAGGUUCAAGGACAAAGCCGACGUUUACAUUGCAUUCACACCAAGUCUUAAGAAGACCACCUGGGAUCGCGUAAGGUUCCUUGGAAAGGGCUCCUUCAGCCAGGUUAUUUUGGCGACCCCUACGCUUUCCCAAGUGCACCCAGAGCUUAUUUAUAGAGCCAGAGCAACAUUUGUUGCUGUCAAGAUAACAUCUCUGGGCAAAGCGCACACCCCGGAGAGAUUACAAUUGGAGGAAGCACUGAGGCGCGAUGUGGAGCUCGUUAAAUCGCUCUCCCACCCCAACCUAAUGUCAAUAAUUGCCUUCAACAUCGACGAGGCACGUGCCUUGGUUGUCCUUCCUUAUUGUGCGGGUGGCGACUUAUUUGAACUUGUGUCUGUCCAUCGUGUGGAUCUGUCGGCGAACCUUGUUCGUCGAAUGUUUGCUGAUGUCGUGAGCGCGGUUGCUUAUCUCCACCAAAACUACGUGGUACAUCGUGAUAUCAAACUCGAAAACGUUUUAGUGACGCUGCCGGCAGCUGAACUACUAGCGUUAGAAGACCCUAUUUCUUACCCGCAUCCUAUUUGUAUUGUGACAGACUUGGGGCUUGCUCGCACUAUUGACCCUGACAAUCCUUUACUCACUACGAGAUGCGGAAGCGAAGACUAUGUCCCCCCUGAAAUUCUUAUGGGCCAACCUUAUGAUGGACGAGUUACAGACUGUUGGGCGCUGGGCGCUUUGCUUUAUGCCGUACUCGAAGGUAGACUUCCAUUUGACCCUCCUCCUAAUGCUCCCCCUCUUGAAGGGCGUCGAGCUCGACUUCGCACCGCCCAGAGAAUUGCAAGAAUUGACUGGGCAUGGUAUAAACGCAAGGACGAACCUCCGGAUUCCCCAUGGGCCGGAGGUCAAGCGGUGGUUGAUGGGUGUUUCCAACCAGCUGCUGACCGUCUGCGAGCGCCACAAAUUCUUGAAGCCAACUGGAUCAAGGGUGCAUUGAACGAGUCCGCUACACCUCCAGUCAGUACUGAUCCCAUUAGCUUAUUCGUUGAUCAGCCCGUUCCAGCAGAGGAUCUGCGCGAAAUUCAACGUGUGACAUCUAAUGCUUGA